AUGUCUGACUCCGCCCCCGAUCUCAGAAUACGGGACGGGGAGGAACCAACUACUAGUGCAGCAUCGGGACGGAAUAAAAGAACUCGAGGAGAUGUACAUGAGGUUGAGAUGAAUGUAUUUAUGGAUGAGAUGAGAUCUUUGAUGGCUAGUCAAGAGAAGAAACUAAAAUCUAUGGAGACCACAUUCAAGGACAGUGUAAAGGAAAUAAGUAACCAGAAUAAAGAUAUAAGGGCUUCCAUUGAAUUUAUAUCCAAAAUGUAUGAUGAAAUGCGAGUAAAAAUAGAUACGUAUGAAAAGCAACAAAAGAAGGACCAUCUUUACAUCAAAACACUAGAGGAUCGGAUUGAUAACAUUGAGCGUGGAAUGAGAUCAAGUAGUCUAGAAGUGAGAAAUAUCCCAGUGAAGAGCACUGAAAGUAAAGAUGACUUGAUCAAGAUUGUAAAAGAUAUUGGAUCUGUUUUAAAUACUCCAAUUGAAGCCUCCGAAAUCAAGGAACUGUUUCGUACCAAGAAAAGAAACUCUAACAACUCGCCAAUUAUUGUUGAAUUUACCUCAGUUCUAAAAAAGGAGAAGAUAAUAAAUUCUAUAAAAAAAUAUAAACAGGAAAAAAGAGACAUAAUGAAGACAUCACAUAUAAACAUACAGGGGCCUGUAGUGCCGAUACACAUAUCUGAAAACUUAACAUUCAAAAUGAAACGACUGCACUUCCUGGCCAGAGAAUUUGCUCGAUCCCACGAAUACAAAUACUGUUGGACCAGCAAUGGAAAUGUCUACAUUCGCAAGACAGAUGGCCAAACAGCUAUUAGACUGAACAAUGAGGCUGAUUUAGAAAAAAUAAUCUCAGAAAAAAAGUGA
Plutella xylostella (diamondback moth) is the source of this 855-nucleotide messenger RNA. Lineage: Eukaryota; Metazoa; Arthropoda; Insecta; Lepidoptera; Plutellidae. The record is from RefSeq and is a predicted model, not a curated record.